This is a messenger RNA of Eremothecium cymbalariae DBVPG#7215, 402 nucleotides long. RefSeq names its product Sen15p (gene SEN15). The transcript has a single exon. Gene Ontology annotation, cellular component: tRNA-intron endonuclease complex. Bases 1 to 402 code for a protein of 133 amino acids. Gene Ontology annotation, biological process: tRNA-type intron splice site recognition and cleavage; tRNA splicing, via endonucleolytic cleavage and ligation. Gene Ontology annotation, molecular function: nucleic acid binding. The record is from RefSeq and is a predicted model, not a curated record. NCBI's taxonomy places the organism in Eukaryota, Fungi, Ascomycota, Saccharomycetes, Saccharomycetales, Saccharomycetaceae.
AUGACCUAUCUAACAUUUACCAACACCCAACAUCAAAAAGCCAUCUUGCUGCAGUGUAAUCUCAAAACCAUGGAGCUGGUACCUUUAGUGAAAAAUAAUCUAGUUCACUACCAAAUGUGGAAAGAUGUACAUGCGCUUACUUUAAGUUUAGGACAAAUUAUAUGUGGCCAACCACCUCAAAAGUUGAGCAAUGACGAUAGUGAGAUUACAACAGAAUAUGUGUUUCCAGUACCCCUAAAACAGUACGAUUCCGGAUCUCUAACACUAGAAAAUCUUGAUCAUCUUUUCGACGAGCUGCAGGAUAAAGGAUGCUCAAGAAUUGUUUUGGCAAUAGUUAGUGAUGAUGGCGCCGUUGUGUAUUAUACCAUCUAUCGCGGUUUACAUAAGCCGAAGAAGAAUUAA